GGCGGCGGUGGCCGCGACCCAAACAUUUAGGACUGUUGUUCUCUCGCCGCAUGCCAGUUUCAGUCAUUUUGUCCAGAGACCAGGACCUGGUCCACUGGUGAGCGGGUGGCUGUAUCCGCCUUCUCUCCCAGUUCCCUAAAGCUACUGCAGAAGCUGGCACUAACACCCUGCGGUUGGUCUCCGAUGCCCUUCAGUGAGGAGGGGGCGUCCGGACUCUGGUGAACACACUCAGGCCCCUCAACGCGGAGUCUCCGUCGGCCCCUCUGGCCCGCACACACUCGUCUGCCUGCCAUGGCUGAAAACGCCGAGGGAGACCUGAACUCCAACCUGCUCCACGCCCCCUACCGCACCGGGGACCCUCAGCUAGACACGGCCAUCGGGCAGUGGCUCCGUUGGGACAAGAAUCCCAAAACGAAAGAACAGAUUGAAAAUCUGUUACGGAAUGGGAUGAACAAGGAAUUGAGAGAUCGCCUUUGUUGCCGAAUGACUUUUGGGACUGCAGGCCUUCGUUCUGCUAUGGGAGCAGGGUUUUGCUAUAUUAAUGAUCUUACAGUAAUACAAUCAACACAGGGAAUGUACAAAUACCUUGAGAAAUGUUUCUCGGACUUUAAGCAGAGAGGUCUUGUCGUUGGGUAUGACACUCGUGGUCAAGUAACCAGCAGCUGUAGCAGCCAGAGGCUUGCUAAACUCACAGCUGCAGUCUUGCUGGCUAAAGAUGUUCCUGUGUACCUUUUUUCAAGAUAUGUUCCUACACCUUUUGUACCAUAUGCAGUCCAAGAGCUCAAAGCAGUUGCAGGUGUGAUGAUUACUGCAUCUCACAACCCCAAGGAAGACAAUGGAUACAAGGUUUAUUGGGAAACUGGUGCUCAGAUCACAUCUCCUCAUGAUAAAGAAAUUCUGAAAUGUAUAGAAGAAUGCAUGGAACCCUGGAAUGGUUCCUGGAAUGAUAAUUUAGUGGACACUAGUCCACUGAAGAAAGAUCCUCUGCAGGACAUUUGCAAGAGAUACAUGGAAGAUCUGAAAAAGAUCUGUUUCUACAGGGAAUUAAACUCAAAGACUACUUUGAAAUUUGUGCAUACGUCGUUUCAUGGGGUCGGACAUGACUAUGUGCAGUUGGCUUUUCAAACAUUUGGUUUUAAGCCUCCAAUUCCAGUACCAGAACAAAAAGAUCCUGAUCCAGACUUUUCUACUGUUAAAUGCCCAAAUCCUGAAGAAGGAGAAUCUGUGCUGGAGCUUUCUCUGAGACUGGCAGAAAGAGAAAAUGCACGGGUAGUUCUUGCUACAGAUCCUGAUGCAGACCGACUAGCAGUGGCAGAACUUCAAGAGAGUGGUCAUUGGAAAGUUUUCACAGGAAAUGAGUUGGCAGCUUUGUUUGGAUGGUGGAUGUUUGAUUGCUGGAAAAAAAAUAAAUCAACAAAUGCUGAUGUGAAGAAUGUUUAUAUGCUAGCCACUACUGUCUCUUCUAAAAUUUUGAAGGCAAUUGCGCUUGAAGAAGGAUUUCAUUUUGAAGAAACAUUACCAGGUUUUAAAUGGAUUGGAAGUAGGAUAAAAAACCUUCUGGAAAGUGGAAAAGAGGUCCUUUUUGCAUUUGAAGAGUCUAUAGGUUUUCUGUGUGGAACUUCGGUUUUGGAUAAAGAUGGGGUGAGUGCAUCUGUUGUUGUUGCUGAGAUGGCAUCUUACCUGGAGACCACGAAUGUAACAUUGAAUCAGCAACUGAUUAAAGUUUAUGAACAAUAUGGUUAUCAUAUGUCAAAAACUUCGUAUUUCUUAUGUUAUGAUCCACCUACCAUCAAAAAUAUAUUUGAAAGGCUUCGCAAUUUUGAUUCUCCAAAGGAAUAUCCAAAAUUUUGUGGAGAAUUUGUUAUCCUCCACAUACGGGAUGUUACCACUGGAUAUGACAGCAGCCAGCCUAAUAAGAAAUCACCUUGUCCAGAUUUUGGCAGUAAUAUUGACUUAGCAGGAUUGUUGUUGAAGCCCAGAGAUGAUGUACGCAAGGUUCUGCCUGUGAGUAAAAACAGCCAAAUGAUUACCUUUACUUUUCAAAAUGGUUGUGUUGCUACUCUUCGGACAAGUGGGACAGAACCAAAGAUAAAGUAUUAUGCAGAGAUGUGUGCACCACCUGACCAGAGUGACAUUACCUUCCUGGAAGAAGAAUUGAAGAAACUCAUUGAAGCUCUGAUAGAAAAUUUUCUUGAGCCCAGCAAGAAUGGACUGAUCUGGCGUUCUGUGUAGGGCACAUCCAUGCAUUAUGACUUUGUACUAACACGUGGAACAAACUACCAAGAACUCCAUGCAUUGAAUCUCCUGUUAGCAUUCUCUAUCUCAUUUGGCCAAGUAUCUUCUUCCUUUCUUUUUCUUUCUUUUCUUUUUGUUCAGCUGACUAAACAAACUGUAUAAAUUUGAAAUGUAAAUGGAAGGAAAUGAAUCAGAUGUUUGAAUCCUUUUGAAUGAAAGUCAUUACAUUAAAAGUGUUCUGGUAACACAUCAUUCUUCCUUUAACAGACAUAACAACAACAAAAGUGAGUUGUCUUAUUGAAGUGUGAUUGAUUAAGCUUAGUAAUCCAUAUCUAGUACUUGUGUAUAGCAUGGUUUUUAAAAAGGCAAUAAAUGUUACCUAAUUAUAGGAUUAGAAAUUAAUCCAUAAAAAUGGAAUAAAUGGUAGUAGUCCUACAUCAUUAUGGAAAAAUGUCAUUGUUACAUCUUAGGUAUUAAUUUAUAAAUUAAAAUAUUUAUAAUAGGGUAUUUAGCAUUUCUAGUUUAGUACAGAUGUUAUAAUAUGUGGUUUCGUAUCUGUUUCUGGUGCCCUUGGUGCAGUGUAAAUUUACUGUAUGUAUUUAAAACUCUGAUGUUUAUGAACAGAAAACAAUAGUGGCAAUAUUCAUAAUGGCUUUGUUCUUGUCAAAUUUCUUAGUGCCUUCUCAAGUCUGAUGUGAACUGAAACAGUGUUCCUGCACUGAAUAUAAUUUUAUCAAUUUUCAGUUACAGAAAAUCUUCCAAACUGUACAGGUACCUCCUCUAUAUCAAGUGAGUGUGUUGAUUUUUAAAUACUAUGAUUGUAUAAGAAGAUCUGAACGAAAGCAAGUUUAAUGUAACUGUUAAGUAUCUUCAAGUUAGGUUUGUGUCAGUUAUCUUAACCUGUAGGAAAGAAAAAAUUCUGAACUGAUAAGUGAGCUCUGAAUUUAUUUGAUAGUCUUAACUUUGGAAUAACAUUUUUGACAAUAGAUUUAUUCCUUUAUCUGGUGAAGUAAUGCUAAUUUUAAUAAAGCAUCCAGAUUUUAAAUACUAAGAAACACUAAAACUAAUGAUUAAGGCUAAGUUUCAAGUUAUUCUAACAUUUUGCUGGCUUCUGUUGAGUUUCUGAUCACAAGAAUACUCUUUAUCUGUUUUUAAUAUAGAAAAAAAUUUUUAAGAAAGUAACUUUUGGUUGAUUUUAUAGUCUUCUGAAAAGAUUUAAUAGAGAACUGCUGUUUAAUCUUUGUAAGGUCUAUCUUCUCCUGUCCAGUUUGCAAAAUACACAUAUAUAGCUGGGGUAACAAAAGCAAAGUUUUGGGUGUAAUCACCUAGAUAAAUUGCCCAUAGGAACAGCACUGAUAUUAGAGAUUUUAUUCCUUAAAAAUUAGUAAUAAUAAUGUAAAGUCUGAACUGAUUAGAAUGUUGAUUAAAUCACAGUUUGAUUUGUUUUAGCUGUCAGCUAACUUUGCUUGAGCUCAUAUAAUUUAAAUAUAAUUUUCGAAUUAUUGUAUUGCCACUAUUGUUAAUUUGUUCCUUCCUUAUUUUAUCUCUAGAUCUUGUAGGAUUGUAGAUAAUAGCUAGCAAAAUGUAGAGCACCAUUUUUUUCUGAAUGAAUUUGUUUUCAAAAGCUUUGCACUAAAGAAGAAAUGUGUAGAAUUUUUUAUUUUAUUUUAAAAUGUGAAAAACACUUUUUGUUUUGUUAGCUUUUAGGAAUGUAGAUUGUAACUUAGGAACAGGCAUAUAUUCUACAGAGUGGUAUAAACAAUGUUGUAUAUGUAUGAAGAACACUGUAUUUGGUUUUAGUAUCUGUGUUUCUGUGACCAAAGAACAAAAGGAGGCUAAAUAUAUAUGACAGCCCAUUCAUAAUCACUAGAACCAUGUCAUGAUUGUCAUUCUCUUAUGAAGAAAAUAAUUUUAUUUUGGGUGCUUUAAUAUAAUGCAACAUGGAAAACAUCUUAAAUUGAAGAUUCCUUGGAGUUUGGAUUCUUCUCUAAAGAAUAUUAAAGUCUAAAGUUGAAAUUAACAAAAUUUUAUAAAUGUUCCUGAAGUAUAUAGAUUGAGGGCACUAUUUGAUUCUACCCAAACUCUUGAGUCUGUCUGAGCAUGAUAUUUAACAUGAAUGUAACAUAGUGGAUACACAUUGCCAUCAGGAUAAGUUCAGUGACAUCCCAGCAGGCAGAAGUGCUGUCCUAUGGGUGUCAGUUGCAGGCACUGAAUUGUUCAUCUUUUUCUUUUUGAACAGACUCAGAAUCUGUGUAUGAAUUUUCAUUGAACAUGUAAAUAAAAGCUAUUUUCUGCAUGGGAAAAGAAACGAAUGGGGCAAGAUCAAAGCAUAAAUUGGAAGUAAACAGUAAAAAUAGAAAAUAUAAAGCCCAAUAAGACAGCAUAAGAAGUGUUUCUUGUGAAGAAUAAACCUAACACCAUAAAGAUAGGGAAUAAAUUGUGGGCAAGGUUGUUCACUUGCGUUUAUUUCUUGGUAUAAUGAGCAGAUAGUGAGCCUGUUGUUUUCCUGUAUUAGAGAUCACUAAAAACAACCCAGUUUUAGGAGGUGAAAAUAAGUGUUUCUGUUACAAAUUAAAUUCCUGCUAGGAUUUUGUGUUCGGAAUCAUGUGAGAACUAAGGAGGAGAUUAAGCAGAAACAAAAAGGAAUAAAAUAUAGGUUAGAAAACAAAGACCUGAGAAAAAGUUGAAAGAAUUAUGGUCAUUUAACUCUAGAAAGGAGAAAGCUGUUGAGAUCAUUUACUAAGUCAUGAGUUAUUCACUGAGGCUUUUAUUGAAGGACUUAAGUACUAAUGUCAUACUGUUCUCCAUCUCUAGGGAGGAGGACAGAUCAGACAGAAAAUUUUUCAUUUUUUAAUACUUUUAUUUAUUUUUGUUUUUAAUAUAUUUUAUUUUAUCCCAUUCCCCCCCUCAAGCCCCCUCCUCUCCUUAUGUACAAAAGCUUUGUUUCCAUUUUUUCCUUCUAUUUUCACUUUUUUUCUUGUAUCUUCCUUCAAGAAAAAGGAUUUUUUUAAAAGACAGUAUGAAAUGCUUAAGAUUUAAGAAUUUCUUGGGCAGAAUUUCUCAUAAAAUCUCCCAUUUGAAAUAUUUUUUGUUUUUAAGGGAAUAAAAAUUGUUUAAUGUUAAGGGAUACACUAAAUGGCUUUUUAAAAGAUCUUUUCUUGCAACACAUAUUUUUAAAAAUUCAGAUUGGAACAAAAAAUCAUGUUGUAAAAAGCACUGAUAACAUUUGGAUUUCACCCUUACCUAUAAGAAUUUAGCUCACAAAAUAAUUUUUGUAUAUUUUGAGUAGCAGAUGCGUGAGUGCAAUGAAUAAAGACCUGCUUGGAUGUUAUUUUUUAGCUGACCUUGAGAGUUAAGUGAGAAAUUGAACACAAUUCUAUUUCUCUUAAAGAAUGUAUAGCAUUAUAGGAUAUUUGAGGGUUUUGUUUUAAAUAUAAAGUAUUGUUAGUUGGAUAUAGUAAUUCAGUAAAGAGGUUCUGAGAGAUUGGAUAUUUUGUAAUAUCUGCAUACUGAUACAACAGACGUGUUAGCUGUAGUCAACAGGAGAAAUUGUUCUAUGAACUGCUGCUAUUGAUGUUUUUUCCACAUGCUUUCCAUUGAUGUUUUUAAUGCUUGAAAAAAAAACCCAAAUUCUGCUUAGAUACAUCUAAUUUUUCUCUCUACCUCCCUCUUUCCCUAGGCACUCUUCAACAUUUUCUACCUGUGAAAAGCUAUUUAUAUGUUACCUCACUGAUAAGAUAUCUUAACUAUUCAUUCAAAAUGCUUUAAACUUACUCAUAAACUGUUUACUUAUGGACUUUUUAAUUUUAUUAUUGUCAGAUUAUUUAAGAUUAUUGUAAGAAGAAAUUUUAAAUCUGUUUCAUAAUCUAUUUUGGUCUGUCUGAUAUUGCUUUAUGUUAAUUUAUUAUAGCCCUUUAAAUUCAUUUGUUUUCUGAACUUGCUCUAGAAAUGAUGAGGAAGCAAUCAUACCAAAAUGGUCAGUUGAUCUAGCAUUUUAUAUCAGUUUCCUUAUACUUUGGGGAGCCAAAGCACAAAAUUUCCUCAAAUUUUUUCACAUAUUUCCCUCAAACCAUUUUACUCUAAGCCAUAAGUCUAAAUAGAGAGAGAAUGGCUCAUUUUCUGAUUCUUUACAAAGCAUAGCUUUAAUUCCAGUGGGAAACAAAAUUAGUAUUGGUUAUUUUCAAAUAUUUACUAUACUGUUACAUUUACCAAGUCAUCUUUCUUCUUUGUUAAUUCAAGACUAUGUACUUUAAUAAGAGAACCUACAAGAAUAAGUGAAAUGAUCAAAGUAGGAACAAAGUGACAUAUCUAGAGUUUGCGUCUCAAUUUUUUUCCACCAGCAGAACCCUAAAGCAGAGGAGCAUGAAGGGGAAGGAGGCCUGAGAGCAAAAUCAGAAGCAGCCCGCCACUGACAUGAAAUUUUGUGUUCUGACUUUAUAUUGUAAGUAAAUUUUGCAUUCGCCUUAAUAAAACUUCUAAUAUAGAAAUGAUAUCUUCAAUCUUCACUGAAACUGGUGCUGCCAGAAAGGAGCACUGUGUUUAUCAUGUGGCCUCUCAGUGUUCUCUCCUAACAUCUGCAUGCUCAAUUGCUGCAUAUCCCUGGGGGUAUACACACUGACCCCAGUAUGAGAAAGAUGAGCAUAGAAUAUAUGGAGGAUAUUCCCUGCACUUUAGAAACUGACCUUCUAAAUCACUAAUACUAAGUUAAGCUGACUUGAAACUGUUAUGUUACUGUUGAACCUUAUUAUACAGUCUGAGAUAUUGGCCAAUUUGUUCUCUUUAACUUAUUGAGAUUCCUUGACUAAGAAGGAGCACUCAUCAUUUCUUGACACCUAAAAGAAAAGGAGAGAAAAGAGCUCUUAGCUCCCUGAGAGCAAGAAGCAUGAUUUGUAAUUUUUCAUAUCCAUAUACCUAAUUUAGUACCUGUUAUAGAGUGCUUAAUUUGUUUUAAUAGAAAUUAAGGGAUCUUAUUUUAAGGAAGCAAAUAGCUUUUUAAAAUUAAAAAAUGUUUCUAAUUUGGUUUUUUUACAUGACUCUCAUUACUGAAAUUUAUAAGUGAUGUAAUAAUCAGUUUCUGUGGGGAGAGCAGAGCACCUUUCUACAUGGAAAUUAUGUAUAAUGCCCAGUAUUUUACAUCCAAAGCAAGCUGCUAGCCAGAAAGGGUAAGAAAAUAUCUAUGUAGAUUUGAUACGUAGUCUAAGUGUGAUUUUGAGCUUACUAAUCAUACCUUCUAAGUAAGUUACAACUAAUUUAAUACUAUUUGGUCUGUUUUUGCCCAAUGUUAUGAUUCAUUAUGUGUCUUACUUUAUAUUAAAAAACAAAAGUCUGCUUCUGUAUAUGGUGAGGCCUUCCUGUUAUAGGCUAAAGUAAGCUUUGAGUAUACAUCAUUAGAUAUGACAUCAAAUAUAUACAGUUAAGAAUGAAUUAUUUUUCUACGUGUGUAGCAAUAGUUCAAAAUUGUACCCCCAUUUUAACAGUUUUUGUCAACAUCCAUUUUUUUUCCUACAAAAAUACCAGGGUGAAUUAUAAACUACUGCCUGUGAGAAUUUGCACUUUAUGUAUUUGUGUGUGAAUUUCUUGUGGUUUUAGUCAAAAGAAGUGUUAUCAGUAAUAAACAGGUCUCUUUAUUGGCAUGA
This is a messenger RNA of Heterocephalus glaber (naked mole-rat), 7871 nucleotides long. NCBI's taxonomy places the organism in Eukaryota, Metazoa, Chordata, Mammalia, Rodentia, Bathyergidae. The record is from RefSeq and is a predicted model, not a curated record.